GAAAAUAAGAAAAGAUUUCCUCGCGCGAAGGGGAGAAGAGGAAAACAAGAAAAGAUUUCCUCGCGCGAAGGGGAGAAGAGGAAAAUAAGAAAAGAUUUCCUCGCGCGAGGGGAGAAGAGGAAAAUAAGAAGAGAUUUCCUCGCGCGAGGGGAGAAGAGGAAAAUG
Paraglomus brasilianum is the source of this 165-nucleotide messenger RNA. The record is from the annotation of a GenBank genome assembly. Lineage: Eukaryota; Fungi; Glomeromycota; Glomeromycetes; Paraglomerales; Paraglomeraceae.